This is a messenger RNA of Nomia melanderi (Alkali bee), 3386 nucleotides long. Its product is annotated as neural cell adhesion molecule 2. The record is from RefSeq and is a predicted model, not a curated record. Gene Ontology annotation, molecular function: protein binding. NCBI's taxonomy places the organism in Eukaryota, Metazoa, Arthropoda, Insecta, Hymenoptera, Halictidae.
CGGACAAAAUCGUGAUCGUCGAUGACUCUGGGAUCGCCCGGGACUCGGUGGUGGGCCCGUACAUGGAAAGUGACACUCUGCGGCUCUACUGCGACGUGUACGGCGGUAAACCGGCGCCGACGGUGUCCUGGCACCGUAACGACGUGCUCGUCAGCGACAAAACCUUGACCGUACGGGACGGCGUGAUGCGCAGCGAGCUCGUUAUAGAAAAUUUAGGACGGGACGACGUCCGCACCGUGCUGACCUGCAACGCGACCAAUAAUAAUAGGUCGGUCCCGCUCUCGUCGUCCGUUCUGGUGAAAAUGAACUUCAGCCCGCUCGACGUCAAGAUAAUCGGAGCGAACCAACCGCUGUCAGCGGGCAUGAGGUACGAGCUUGUGUGCACGACUUCCGGUUCCAUGCCGCCGGCCACGGUGACCUGGUGGAGGGACGGGCAACGUUUGGAUAGCUCCAAGGAGAUUACCUCCAGCGACGGGAACACGACCACCAGCACCUUGUCUUUCACCGCGUCGAAGACAGACGCCGGCAGAAACCUGUCGUGCCGGGCUGAAAAUCGAAUCAUGAAAACCACGCCGAUAAGGGACGGCUGGGUGCUCGAGAUACAGUACAUACCGGAGACCAGGAUACAACUGGGCGCCUCCUUGAACCCGAACGCGAUACGAGAGGGCACCGACGUUUACUUCGACUGUCUGAUCCAGGCGGAGCCUGCGGUGUACAAGGUGGAAUGGCGGCACCUGGGUGAAACUCUGCACCACAACAUCACGCAGGGUAUCAUUAUCAGUAAUCAGAGCCUGGUGCUGCAGGGCGUCGACCGUAAAAGCGCGGGUAAUUACACCUGCGUCGGUUACAACACCGAAGGACACGGUGAAAGUUCACCGUUCUACCUGAACGUGACGUUUGCACCGACCUGCAAGCCGAACCAAAUGAAGGUCCACGGCGUGGCAAAACAAGAAAAGGCAAACAUAUCCUGCCAAGUGGACGCGAACCCGCCCGAGGUUCAAUUCCGUUGGACCUUCAACAAUUCCGCGGAGAGUAUCGACGUGGCAGCCGGUCAUAUCGCACGGGCCGGCACAUCCUCGAUCGUCUCGUACACGCCCAUGACCGAAUUGGAUUACGGCACGUUGCUCUGCUGGGCGAGCAAUCGGAUUGGACAUCAACAAGUGCCCUGUGUCUAUCACAUCAUACCGGCCGGUCGGCCGGAUAUGGUUCACAAUUGCACCACCUCGAACACAUCGACGAACUCGUUCUCCGUGCGUUGCGCGAAAGGGUUCAACGGCGGGCUGCCGCAGUCCUUCCUAAUGGAGGUGAGGGAGAGCAACAGCCAGGACUUGAAGGCGAGCCUGACGUCAUCCGUGCCCAGCUUCAGCGUGACCAACCUCGAUCCGGGCGCCCUUUACCAGGCCUGCAUCUACGCGUACAACGAUAAAGGGCGCAGCGAGGCGAUGGUCGUGCAGGCCGGUACCCUCAGGCUGCCGGAAAAACAGUUGACGUCCGAGUCGGAGAGACCUCGGCAGAAUAUCAGGCUGAUGCCGAUGUUGAGCGUGACCAUCGGCGUGGUAACCGCGCUGAUCAUUGUCGCGGUGAUCGUGAUGGUCGUGCUCAGAAUUCAGCACACGCAGGUCGACGAGCAGAGCAAGUCCCAGAUGGAGGACCACGACAAACAAACGAAAACGAUCCCGAUCCAGCGAGAGCUGAGGUUCCGCGAGGCAAGCAGUCUGCUCUCGGACGAAAAACAUCCGAGCAGCCCCUUCCGGAAGCUCGAGAGCAGCGGUGACAUAAGCGAAAACGACGAAAAGAACCCGGACAUCAUACCUCAGCAGAUCACCGGGGACGAGCCAUCCGAGUACUUGAGGAAGCGACGCCUGAUCUCGACGAUCGAGACAUCGCCGUCGAGAAGUUUGUUGGAACACUCGACGGUCACUUCCGUCAGCGGUCACGGCAGUUACGUCGGCUAUUGCACCAUUCGCAACGGCAUGCCGCUCCAUGAGUUCUCGAAUCUGGCGACGAAACAUAAAAGCUUUCAGCCAAUAGUGGGGGACGUCUACGAGACCGGUGUUUGCACUCUGCCGAGGCAACACUGGCCGAGCCAGAGCGUCCAAUCGAUGUCGAUGACAAUGAGUCCACCAAUGCUAUACAGCGGGCUAGGCGUUGUUGGCAGGACCUGUCCGAGCGGCAGUCUGCUCGCGAAGGACGUCGAGGCGAGGAUCCCCGGCCAGUGUUGCAUCCAGUCACAGAAGGACGGGAAGAUCAGCACGCCGAUCGUGAUGGCGAAAAGGGAGAGCUCCGUGUGACGAUUCUCCAGGCUGCAGACCAGUGAGGUGUAAUUAUUCCCCGUUCGAAACGCGUCGACCGAAGCGCAUCGCCCACGCAUACGAAUGAACUGUUUUCUCGUCUACGAAUUCGACUUUUACGUCGCGGGCGACGGAGGAGGUCUGGGAAUAUAACUGUUUGUUAUAUAAUCGAUAUUAUAUAAUAAAUACUCUUCUGUCGGCCAUUCGUUGGUCGCAAACUCGGUUCGCACGGUCGUGACUAGACUGCGGAUCCUCGUGCAGAUAUAGAUAUUUAGAGGAUAAUUCUAGAUGAGACGAAUCCUUCCGAGGAUUUUACUGGGUUCACCGUUGAACGAGGAUUUCGUUAAAUUUUAUGGGAAGCUACGAAUCCGCAGUCGUGAUCAUGGUUCCGUGAUAAUGGCUGGGAAAUCUUGGUUGUUGCGGAAGUCUUUAUCGGCGAAUGUGACGAAACUGAGGCAAAGGGAACUUUAUUGUUCUUAUUGAUUUCAGUAGCUAGGUGUUAUGAAACAAGAGACAAAUUGUGUUGAGGAUUCUAUAAUAGUAUGUUAAUUCAUCGCGUACCGUUUCAAACGGUCCUACGCGAAGUUCAAUAUACAUAACAGAAGAUAUCAACAAAAUCUAAGAACACUGCGCGACUAAUAACAUUUCCACCGAUUGUUUCGUCUUUCCGUGAAAAUUCGUCGUUUCUUCGGUCGCAUCACGAUCUCCCCAGCCGCCCAGCGUAUUAUUCGAAGUCCAAGACCUCCGACGCGUUCUCAGCCACGAAUCCAAAGACAAGCGAUCGCUUCCGAACGAGCUAGUUUUCUUCCCAGCGACGGUGUUCGCGUUUUCCGUUUUUCUGUUCGAUCAAGUGCCCUUUUUACAUUGAACGGACGAUCCUCGAGGUUUGCGAGCGUCAGAGUGACGAGAACGAAACGGGAGGACGUAGAGGAAACGAGACGAGAGCGAGGUGAAAACUGGAAUAGAAAGAGAAAGCGGAAAAAAUAGAGGCGGGAAUGGAAAGAUGAAACGAGCCGUGUACUAUCCGUGCGUCGCGAAGCUGCGUGUGUACUAAUAGAACGAAUAAAUAUAAUAAAUAAAUAACUUAUACAUAAA